This is a messenger RNA of Merops nubicus (carmine bee-eater), 894 nucleotides long. RefSeq names its product cytochrome c oxidase assembly protein COX15 homolog (gene COX15). Lineage: Eukaryota; Metazoa; Chordata; Aves; Coraciiformes; Meropidae. The annotation marks the transcript as partial. Gene Ontology annotation, cellular component: mitochondrial inner membrane. Gene Ontology annotation, biological process: heme A biosynthetic process. The transcript is spliced from 7 exons. The record is from RefSeq and is a predicted model, not a curated record. Gene Ontology annotation, molecular function: oxidoreductase activity, acting on NAD(P)H, heme protein as acceptor.
UGCCUGCGUGUCUUGUCUGCCCGCAGGCUGACCGAGUCGGGCCUUUCCAUGGUUGACUGGCACCUGGUGAAAGAGAUGAAACCCCCAAGGACGCAGCAGGAGUGGGAAGCUGAGUUCCACAAGUACCAGCAGUUUCCCGAGUUCAAAAUCCUGAACCGUGACAUGACGCUGACGGAAUUCAAGUUCAUUUGGUACAUGGAGUAUUCGCACCGCAUGUGGGGCCGCGUCGUGGGCCUGGCCUACAUCCUGCCCGCCGCCUACUUCUGGCGGAAGGGCUGGCUCAGCCGGCCCAUGAAGGGCCGCGUUCUUGCGCUCUGCGGGCUGGUCUGCUUCCAGGGGCUGCUGGGAUGGUACAUGGUGAAGAGCGGGCUGGAAGAGAAGCCAGACUCUUACGACAUUCCUCGGGUCAGUCAGUACCGUCUCGCAGCACAUCUCGGCUCUGCACUAGUCCUGUACUCUGCUAGCCUGUGGACAGGGCUGUCUGUGCUGCUCCCACAACACAAGUUACCUGAAACCCAUCAGCUCCUUCGCUUGAGGCAAUGCGCUCACGGCACUACCGCUCUCAUCUUUCUGACUGCUCUUUCAGGUGCCUUUGUGGCAGGGCUGGAUGCUGGCCUUGUGUACAAUUCCUUCCCCAAGAUGGGGGAGCGCUGGAUCCCAGAAGAUCUCCUUGCCUUCUCCCCUGUGCUGAGAAAUAUCUUUGAGAAUCCCACAACUGUACAGUUUGAUCACAGGAUCUUGGGAAUCGCCUCGGUCACAGCAGUCACAGCACUGUACCUCUUCUCACGGAAGAUCCCACUGCCUUGCAGGACCAGGAUGGCUGUGACUUCCUUAUUGACUGUGGCUUGCGUGCAGGUGGGCCUGGGCAUCAGCACCCUGCUGCUCUACGUCCCC